AUGGAUGGAAACUCUUCAGCCACCAGUCUUCAGCCACCAGUAUCUCCAGAAGUGGAUGAAAACAGUUCAGCAUUGAGUUCAGACCAAAUCAGAGGUAGACCACAUGAGGAAGACAUGACUGUGUGGAUGACUCUCUUCAGGGUCCUCUCUGAAAUUCAACUGACUCAGUCUGGCCUAGGCACAGCCAAACCUGGAGAGUCCUUAAGACUGACCUGCACAGUCUCUGGUGCCUCCAUCACUGAUGGAUAUGCUCACCACUGGAUCCGCCAGCCACCCAACAAAGGGCUGGAAUGGAUAGGAAGAAGAUACUACAGCAGUUCUACCUGGCACACUGACUAUGCCUCAGCCUUCCGGAGCAGAGUCUCCAUCUCUCCUGACUCCUCCAAGAAUGAGUUUUCUCUCCAGCUGAGCUCCUUGACAGCUGCAGACACUGCCGUCUAUUACUGUGCCCGAGACACACAAGGAAGCCUUUGGAGGGUGGACAACUGGAAAUCCUUAAGGCUGACCUGCACAGUCUCUGGGGCCUCCAUCACUGAUGGAUAUGGUUACAGCUGGAUCCGCCAGCUGCCCAGCAAAGCUCUGGAAUGGAUAGGUUGGAGAUACUACAGCAGCUCUACCUGGCACACUAACUAUGCCUCGGCCUUCCAGAGCAGAAUGUCCAUCUCUCCUGACUCCUCCAAGAAUGAGUUUUCUCUCCAGCUGAACUCCCUGACGGCUGCAGACACAGCCAUCUAUUACUGUGCCCGAGGCGCACAGUGA
This is a messenger RNA of Euleptes europaea (tarantolino), 759 nucleotides long. RefSeq lists its product as uncharacterized. The record is from RefSeq and is a predicted model, not a curated record. Gene Ontology annotation, biological process: defense response to bacterium; B cell receptor signaling pathway; innate immune response. The transcript is spliced from 5 exons. Gene Ontology annotation, cellular component: external side of plasma membrane; immunoglobulin complex, circulating; blood microparticle. The coding region runs from base 1 to 759 and encodes 252 amino acids. Gene Ontology annotation, molecular function: antigen binding; immunoglobulin receptor binding. NCBI's taxonomy places the organism in Eukaryota, Metazoa, Chordata, Lepidosauria, Squamata, Sphaerodactylidae.